AUGGAUUUUAAAUCUCGAUUUAAGGGAAAGAUGACAGUGAUGAAUAAAGACGGAGUCAUAGCCAUGGUGAAUAAACCCUCCUUACCGAUUGUCAAAAGCAAUCAGUAUUAUUAGGAAAAUGAAGAUUCCUCCCCUACAAAAAAAUAAACAAGUCUCUACACUGAAGGAAUCAGAGAAUCCAAAUCUCAUGUCUUUACCAACAUUCAGGUAUCUCCCAAAUAAAAAAACUCAACCAAAUAUUCCUAAAAAUUUUCUAAUGCUGGGAAUUAAGUGAUCAAAUCUACUUAAAUUGCAUCUAAGUAAUAACCUCAAUUUGAUGAUCCCAACAACUCACUCAAACAACUGCAAUUAAGAAUACAACCAGAUUUCAAUUAGAUUGAUAUGGAUGAAUAUGAAAUUGUUGCCAUUCCUAAAACCAUGUUGGGAUAACUACGUCAAUAAAUGAGUGUUGAUAGAUAUGCUCUCACUCACAGUUUUGUUCCAGACAAAAAAUAAUUGUUUGAAUUUCCCUAGUUCUCACCAGAAGUGACUACUCAAUAUACACAACAUCAUUAAACUCCUCAUUUGAAGAAACAAUACACCAUUGAUUCAGCAACAAUGCAGCAAAAACCCCUCUUUAACAAGUAGAAAUCGGAGAAGCUCGAUAGAACUAAUAAAGUCAUUCAAUAAGCAGGACUUGGCACUCUUAGACACAACACUUAUACUAAAAGAUGA
This is a messenger RNA of Paramecium tetraurelia, 714 nucleotides long. RefSeq lists its product as uncharacterized. NCBI's taxonomy places the organism in Eukaryota, Ciliophora, Oligohymenophorea, Peniculida, Parameciidae. The transcript has 3 exons. The record is from RefSeq and is a predicted model, not a curated record.